GAGGAGCCCGGGCUUGCGCCCCGUCUGUGCAGCUGCCCAGCACAUGUCAGAGAGGCACCGACCAGCAGGGUCCCUCGCCGGUUGUCUAGCCAGUUAGGAUGUUUGGUCUCUGGACAACCUUCACCAGCGUGGUUUUCUACCUCACGCUGGCUGUCAGUCUCGGGGGGCUGGUGGGGAAUGGGCUCGUCCUCUGGCACCUUGGCUUCCACAUCAAGAAGGGCCCAUUCUCCGUCUACGUACUGCACCUGGCCGCCGCCGACUGCCUCUUCCUCUGCUGCCACGUGGCCUUUUCCAUCGUCCAGGCCGCCCUGGGCUCCCAGAACACCCUCUACUUCGUGAUCACGUUCAUCGGGUUUGCCACAGGGCUCUGGCUGCUGGCAUCCUUCAGCCUGGAGCUCUGCCUGUCCGAGGUCUUCCCCACCUGCUACCAGAGCUGCCGCCCCAGACACACGUCGGGCGUCGUCUGCGGCCUGAUCUGGGCCCUGAGCCUGCCGGCCGUGCUGCUGCCCGCCCACGCCUGUGGCCAGCUGCGGGCCGGGACGCGCCCGCUGGCCUGCCUGCGGUACCACGCAGCUAGCAUCACAUGGCUGCUGGCCCUGGCCUGCGUGGCCUGUGUGGCCGGGCUGGUCCUCUUAAUCUGGGUGGCAUGCUGCUCCCGGCGCCCACGCCCCAAGUUCUAUAGCGUCGUCCUGGGCUCAGUUCUCCUGCUCUUCGUCUGCAGCCUGCCCUAUGUCCUCUACUGGAGCUUGCGGCCUCUCCUCAACUUCCUGCUGCCCAUAUUCGCCCCACUGGCCACCCUCCUGGCCUGUGUCCAAGCCAGCUCCAAGACACUCAUCUAUUUCACCUCGGGACGUCAGCCGGGGAAACGUGAGCCGAUGAGAGCGGUUCUCCAGAGGGCCCUGGGGGACGGGGCCCAGCAGGGGGUUGGGGGGCUGUCCCUGCCCAUGAGCGCCAUAUAGGGGUGCUCAGGCCCCACCCCUCGCCUGGCCCUUCCAGGACCAUGUGUGCCCCACCCCACCCCCAGCUCACUUGCCCUGGUUCCCAAGGACCGAUGAGUGAGACCGGAGGUCCUGACCCCCCAUGAGGAGUCCAGGAAGGACAAGGGAAGCAUGAAGAAGACUCACCAGGACAGCGGCAAGGACAGACACCCUGCAGCCAGAGCCCACUUCCCCAGCUCCCACCUCAUCCCCACUCUGCCACGAGCUCAUUCAAGGGAAAGUUGAGGGCAGGGCGUGGAAGAGAAGACUACGUGGGGGCCGUCUUGGCACGCUAGGGCCAUAAUGUCCUUCUUCCACUAAAGAGCAGUGGACCCUGCCCUGACUCAGGCAGUUCUGGGAACACCAAGGUGAUCGCACCGGGACGUCCCAGCAGUGUCCUCACAGGCCAUCAGGUGGCGCUGCUUCUUCACCAAACGCUUCCAAAAGUGGGU
This is a messenger RNA of Rhinolophus ferrumequinum (greater horseshoe bat), 1429 nucleotides long. It is a transcript of the gene MRGPRG, whose product is annotated as MAS related GPR family member G. The transcript has 2 exons. Gene Ontology annotation, cellular component: membrane. Gene Ontology annotation, biological process: G protein-coupled receptor signaling pathway. Gene Ontology annotation, molecular function: G protein-coupled receptor activity. Lineage: Eukaryota; Metazoa; Chordata; Mammalia; Chiroptera; Rhinolophidae. The record is from RefSeq and is a predicted model, not a curated record. Bases 99 to 959 code for a protein of 286 amino acids.